UGUACCGUGACUUUGAUCAUGAUUUAUGGCUAAGUCGUACUUCAGUAAAAACUCCUGAACAACAAACAGCUAUGAGGAAAUAAGAUAAAGUUCAUUUGCUUAUCUGGUGUUUUUGCAGCAGCUUUGAUUAAUGCAUCGCUUCUCUGAAACAAUUAUUAACCUUGAGUUUCUUGUCCUAUAAAUACGGAUCCUUUUCACUGUCAGUAAACAGCAUUUUCAACACAUCUCUAGAGAGUACCUUAAGAGCUGGAGAAUGGAGAGACUCGCAGUGAUGAUGGUUGUGUGUCUGCUGGCUGGUCUUUCUGGAUGCCAGGCGCAAGUUGAGGACAAUCAGAUGGCAGAGCUGACAGACGAGAGUUUAGAGAAAGAAGGAGAGAAAGAAGAAGCACCAGCCGUUCUGGAAAUGAGCCCAACAGCAGCUGAGCCGAGCUCUGAACCCACCAUCUACACAGCGCUGAAGCAGCUGGAGGCUCUGGAAGAAAGGCUCGCCGCUAACGAGAGAGCUCUGGAGGAAACAAACGAAAAGCUGGAGGCCAGUGAGAGGAAGGUGUCUGAAUUUGAAAGCACAAUGACCCAAAUGAGUGCAAUGCGACAAGGUCAGCCUCGGGUUGCAUUUUCUGUUGCAUUACCAGUCAGUGGCACCAUUGGGCCUGUGAAUAUUCUCUAUUCUCUAGUGUACAAAACUAUUCUGUACAACACUGGAGGUCAUUACAGCCCAAUCACAGGUUAUUUUACAGCACCAGUGGCAGGAGUCUAUUAUUUUGCCUUCAAUUCCUUUGACUGGGGAAGUGAUGUUACCACUGGCGGCAGUUUGUACAGAAAUGACAACAGAAUAACGUCAUGGUAUGCUCAAGGUGGAGGCCACCUCGCCUCUGGAUCCAACUGCGCUGUCUUGCAGCUACGAGCUGGAGACCAUGUCAAUAUUCGUCUUUGGGAAUCUCGGAGGAUCAGUGAUAAUGGAAAUAACUACAGCACAUUCAGUGGAUUUUUGCUUUUCACAGUGUGAAAUUAUUGUCAUUUCAUACGGCUCAAACUUAUGGACACGAUAUGACAAAAUGAUUCAACUGUAAAUACUUGUCAGGUAAACAUCAGAAUGUAAUGUUUUCUUUUUUCUGAACCCAUUUAUGUUGGAACACAUUGGAAUCAACAUAAGACUUUUAUAUUUGUACAGUUUCAUUUAUUGAACAGUUUGUUUU
Messenger RNA from Centropristis striata (black sea bass), 1196 nucleotides. RefSeq names its product complement C1q-like protein 2. The transcript has 3 exons. NCBI's taxonomy places the organism in Eukaryota, Metazoa, Chordata, Actinopteri, Perciformes, Serranidae. Gene Ontology annotation, molecular function: protein binding. Bases 254 to 1006 code for a protein of 250 amino acids. The record is from RefSeq and is a predicted model, not a curated record.